Molecule: messenger RNA, 2989 nt
Organism: Python bivittatus (Burmese python)
Lineage: Eukaryota; Metazoa; Chordata; Lepidosauria; Squamata; Pythonidae
Gene: IGFBP4
Product: insulin like growth factor binding protein 4
Biological process (GO): regulation of insulin-like growth factor receptor signaling pathway
Cellular component (GO): extracellular region
Molecular function (GO): insulin-like growth factor II binding; insulin-like growth factor I binding
Source: RefSeq, a predicted model, not a curated record
CCCUCGCUGGAGAUCAGGCAGUCUGCUCUGCCAGCAAGACUGUUCUUCGCAGCCUUUGCUUGUUGGCCCUUCACUCUCCAGGACCGCGGCCUGCCUACCAUGCCCUCCCGGGGGGUGUCUGUCACCCUGCUGCUUCUAGCCCAGGUGGGCUUUUCUGUGAGCCUUGAGGCUAUCCAAUGCCCCCCAUGCUCUGAGGAGAAGCUGGCACGCUGCAGGGCACCCUCUGGAUGUGAGGAGCUGGUGCAGGAACCAGGCUGUGGAUGUUGUGCCACGUGCGCCUUAGCCAAAGGGAUGCUCUGUGGGGUAUACACAUCUCGCUGCGGUUCAGGGCUGCGGUGCUAUCCACCACGGGGAAUGGAAAAGCCCUUGCACACGCUCAUGCACGGCCAGGGUGUGUGCAUGGAGCUGUCUGAAGUCGAGGCGAUCCAAGAGAGCAUGCAGUCAACAGAGCAGGCAGAGGUUGAACUCCCUCCCACCAACAACUUCAACCCCUGCAGCAGCCAUGACCGUAAAUGCUUGCAGAAACAACAAGCAAGAGCUCGGGAACGGAUGAACAGCGGUGUCAAGAUGAGGAGCCACGGGAACCUCGCUCUCCGGGAGGACACCCGGCUGGUGGUUCAAGGCUUGUGUCAGAGUGAGCUUCAGAGAGCCUUAGAGAGACUAGCAGCUUCCCAAACCCGAACCCAUGAGGACCUCUACAUCAUCCCCAUCCCUAACUGUGACCAUAAUGGAAACUUCCAUCCCAAGCAGUGUCACCCAGCAUUGGAUGGGCAGCGAGGGAAAUGUUGGUGUGUGGAUCGGAAGACAGGGGUUAAGUUGCCAGGAAGUCUGGAGUUGAAGGGAGAGUUGGAUUGCCAUCAGCCUGCAGAUGGAGUGCAAGAGUGACCAGGCUGAUAAGUGGACAAUGAGACCAAGGAACUCGUUGUACUUAGUGUUUGAUGAAUAGAUGGAAUGCAAACAGGAGUUACCACAAUGCCCUUUUUUCCUUAGGGGGAAUGAUAAUGGCAGUGGCAUCUGCCCCUCCCCUCAAAAUAACUGCAUUAAUCUAAGCAUGACGUGGCUUAGUCAACCCACACCUCUCUGCUGUUUAACUGGGUAGCUAUUUGCAUCCACAGCUCAUUCUUCACAGACGUUGGAAACUGUAUUCCACUUGAGUGGACAACCGAUGACAAAGCUUUACUUUUGAGUACCUCAAUGGGCCUUUUGAGAGUUUCCUCUGAGUAGACCUGCUCUUGUUUUGAGUACAAACUGUUGGGGAACUGGUUCUUCUUCCAAGGUCUCCAUUGAGAAAGGGAAAAAGAGGAGCAGGGGACAAAGCUCUUUUCCCCACGCUUCUUAGGGGUCCACUAAAACACAAGCUGGUUCAGUAGUGCCUGGACUUCUUUUUAUCCUAAUAUACUUUAUCUCCUUAAUGCAAGGGAUAAAUUAUAUUUGGGAUGGGAGAAAUUAUGCUUACUGGGAAGGCCUCAUUUUCUAGCCAUGGAACACUGGCCUUCAGUCCUGGAGCUGGUUUUCAUUGCCAUGGCUUAGUCCUGAAACACGUAAAGCAACGAUAUAGAAUAGAGUAUUCUUGAACAUGUGAAAAAAAAUACCUCUUGGACUCAAAGACCAAAUAAACUUGUUUCCAAGGCCAUGUCUCUCCAUCAGGAUAUCAGAGCUUCAGUUUGAAUUUAGGAUGUUCCUUCUAGGCAUAAUUUCCUCCUAUUUGCUAUUUUUGCUUUAAUUUAAAAGAACUGUAAUUGUUAAUUCAUAUUCAAAAUAGGUAUAGGGAUACAAUUACCAAAACACAGAUCAUAAAACAUAAUCAUUAUAAAUAUUGUAUCAUCAAUUUCAUAUUUUUUUAAAAAUCAGAAAAACAGCAGGCUGGUAUAAUCCAGAUGAUAUUCUAUCCUCCCUGAGCAAUAGGUAAAUCACCAAUCAGUUUAUUUUCAAACAGAGUAAGAUGAUCUUUGGUGUAUAAGAUAGCAACUUUGAAAUCUAGAAAAGUGAGAUUCCAGGGCAUUUGAUAAUAAUAAUGGGCUUCCAAUUUGUAUUAAUAGUGACAAAAGAAGUUUUAGAAAUUGGCAUGGGAGCUGGACUAUAGCAACAUUUUCAAGGAAUGGGCUUUAGCUUGUUGUUUCUUAAAAAUUUAAUAAAAUAAUGGGAGGACUGGACCCUUAAAACUGCCCUGUAGAUUUAAUUUACAUUGGUGGUAAGAUUCAGAUUCACCUGGUACACAGAUAUUUGCUUUCUUUUUCCUUCCAACCAAGUGCAGAGUAAUUUCAGCCCUGAUAUUAAGUUAUCUACCCAACCCAGGAGUAGUUCCAAACCAAUCUGGAAACAAAGCUGAAAAUGUUUAGAGCACAAAAGAUUGUAUUUGCCCAUCCUAGAGCCCAGCAUCCAUUGCUACUGGAAAGAAGGCCACUUUUUUUCCAGUUUACAACCUUCUUGUGAGUUUUUAAAAGUUUCUAGUUAGAGGGCAAUCAAAGUAAUAGCAUCAGGCAAUCUUGCUGUGGGACAAGGAAUCCCUUCCCCAAAUGAAAUGUUUCUCAUUAGCGAGUGGAAUUUGCAUCAUUUGGGGGAGUAAUCCAGAGAUCACAGACUCCCAGCCCCCUUUGCAGAGCUUCCUAAAAGUCCUCAGAUUGGGCUGCCAAAAUUUGUUGCAAAACCACUAAUUCUCUAUGGGGCAAUUUUCUCAUAUUUUGCCUCUAAAAGGACAAAAUAAAUCUCCAUGAGGUGCAAAGUAAUUCAUUAUUUUUAAUUGUCUCCCAUUAGAUUAGGAAGUUCUUUGCAUCGUGUAAGCAAAAUACACUAUAUAAUUUGGUCUGAACAUCCAGAUAAGCAAAUUGUUAAGAAGGUGACCCUGAAGCAUGUUUUCAGAACAUGUGGUAGAUUUUUUUUUUCUUUUUCUGUUCAAUUGUGCCUGAUUCUUGGAGAUUGCCUGGGCAAGUCCCUGCAGUUUUUUGGCAAAGUUUUUCAGAAGUGGUUUGCCCUUGCCUCCUUCCUAGGG